Lasiosphaeria miniovina is the source of this 1400-nucleotide messenger RNA. RefSeq names its product mitochondrial carrier domain-containing protein. Bases 86 to 1108 code for a protein of 340 amino acids. The transcript has 6 exons. The record is from RefSeq and is a predicted model, not a curated record. Lineage: Eukaryota; Fungi; Ascomycota; Sordariomycetes; Sordariales; Lasiosphaeriaceae. Gene Ontology annotation, cellular component: mitochondrial membrane. Gene Ontology annotation, biological process: iron import into the mitochondrion. Gene Ontology annotation, molecular function: ferrous iron transmembrane transporter activity.
CUCGCCGCCGGCCCGCCGCAAAAGGACAACGUCGCCCUUCAAUCUGGCUCUCAGCCUCGGAGCCUCGGGAGCUGCGGCUUCCCCAAUGGCCCAGCCAAAUGUCGAGCCCGAGGAUGACUACGACUAUGAAUCACUCCCGCCAAACUUUUCGUUGCUACAGAACAUGACGGCUGGCGCCUUUGCGGGUAUUGCUGAGCAUUGUACAAUGUAUCCUAUCGACGCCAUCAAGGUGAACAAAUACCUUUCUCGAUCGCCCCACCCGCGCCCCGAGGCUCCUGCAGACUGCAGACUGACACUCGGUGACUCGCAGACACGAAUGCAGAUAAUCAACCCUACUCCUUCGGCCGUCUACAACGGAGUGUUCCGAAGCACCUACCGGAUAGCCACGAGCGAAGGUAUCCUAAGUCUAUGGCGUGGCAUGUCGAGUGUUAUAAUAGGGGCCGGCCCUGCCCAUGCCGUCUACUUUGCUACAUAUGAAGCGGUUAAGCAUCUCAUGGGUGGGAAUCAAGUUGGUAUGCACCAUCCACUCGCCGCGGCAACCAGUGGGGCGUGUGCAACCAUCGCAAGCGAUGCGUUGAUGAACCCUUUUGACGUCAUCAAACAACGGAUGCAAAUUCAAAAUUCGGCCAAGAUAUACCGCUCCAUGGUUGACUGCGCGAAAUAUGUGUACAGAAACGAGGGCUUGGCUGCAUUCUACGUUUCCUAUCCGACCACGCUUUCCAUGACGGUACCCUUCACUGCAUUGCAGUUUCUAGCCUACGAAUCGAUUUCCACUUCCAUGAACCCGACGAAGCACUACGACCCCGUUACGCACUGCCUUGCCGGCGCAGUCGCGGGCGGGUUUGCAGCAGCCCUGACAACGCCUAUGGACGUCAUCAAAACAAUGUUGCAAACCCGCGGAAAUGCCCAUGAUGCCGAACUAAGAACAGUCAAUGGAUUUGUUGCCGGAUGCCGGUUAUUAUAUCGGAGAGAAGGUUUCGGCGGAUUUUUCAAAGGCGUUCGUCCGCGGGUCAUGACCACAAUGCCGAGCACCGCCAUCUGCUGGUCUGCUUACGAGGCGUCCAAGGCCUACUUCAUUCACCAGAACACAAAUGCAACAAUAUCAUAACCCGUAUCCUCUCGGCACAUCCGACUAAGAUGACUAUGGCGUUUCUGCGACCUUUAUCCCCUCGUCCGCCUCGAGUCUGUGGUGUGACUGCCAGGCACAUAACACGUACCUAGAAUUAAGCGGAAGCUUGUCUACAUCUCAGCCGGGUUGGUUCAUCUAGAUGUAAAUUGUGCCUCGUCGCUUUGAAGGCACCGAGGGAACUUGCUGCACCUUUCAAAGGCCCUUCCACGCCCGACCUUGAAACUGGUCGAGGUUCUGGAAGCGGUUAAACCUAGGCAUGACUUAACACAUG